Molecule: messenger RNA, 1029 nt
Organism: Penicillium canescens
Lineage: Eukaryota; Fungi; Ascomycota; Eurotiomycetes; Eurotiales; Aspergillaceae
Product: class I SAM-dependent methyltransferase
Exons: 10
Coding region: 1-1029 (342 amino acids)
Molecular function (GO): methyltransferase activity
Source: RefSeq, a predicted model, not a curated record
AUGAAGGACAAAGGCCUUGUGCCUGAUCCGGACAUAUAUGCUGUGAACGAAAGCUUUGUUCCGGAUGAUUGGAAAUCCGAAACAACAUCUAUUGCUUCCUCCCUAUAUCGAGGCUAUUACGAAAAUGGGCGGAGAUAUCAGACCUUAAGGGAGGAAUCCUAUGUUCCUUCCGAUGAUCAACAGUUCGAGGCAUAUGAAGCUGGACACAUCACAGCAUUAACGAUGGAUUCACACCGGGAUAACCCGCUCUUUCGAUCACCCGUCGGGGGGAAAGAUCUAAAACACGUCCUCGAUAUCGGAACUGGAAAGGGGUCAUGGGUAGUUGAUGUUGCAGAUUUAUUUCCUACAGCCACUGUCCGAGGAGUGGACCUAUUCCCUCCGCCGAUAAAAUGGAUGCCGCCAAAUUGCGUCCUUGAGGUGGACGACAUCCUCCAACCCUGGACAUGGCAACAGCCCUUCGAUCUCAUCCACAUGCGUUUUUUGGAUGCCGCUUUUACGCCUGAAGAGAAUGCACAACUAUAUCAGCAAUGUUACGAUAAUCUUCGACCCGGUGGUUGGAUCGAGCAGCUCGAGUUAUCACACAAGUUCCACAGUGAAGAUAAUAGCUGGCCGGAACAAUGCCACCUCAAAGACUGGGAAAGAUUGAUGAUGACCGCUGCGGCAAAGUCUAGAAGACCUCUUGACCUCUAUCACCGCUUUCCAAGUCUGAUCAAACAGUCUGGCUUUGUCGAUGUACACGUGGAAGAAGUAAAGUGGCCGGUUGGGCCAUGGCCCAGGGAUAAGCAGCUUAAGGAGGCAGGAUCUGUCAAUCAGGCGCACUGGUUGACAGGCAUGGAAGGGUAUUCAAUGUAUCUGUUCACGAAAUUUGGGAGUCCGACUAGCUGGUCGAAGGAGGAGGUCCAUGUUCACUUGGCCCGAGUGAGGAAGGAGUUGACGGAUCCCCGGUACCACCUUUACCAUACAGUAAAACGGGUUUGGGCUCGGAAGCCUAUGCCAGACGAAGUUAUUAUUAAAAUUGAGGAUAAAUAG